CGUGAUAUGGAUGACGUACGGUGACGUCACACUCAGAGCCGGGGGGAAGGUGGACGGACAGAAUGGCGACCCAGUGCCGGAGCUCCAAAUGCACGGUCGAAAGAAAAGGAUUCCGGCGGGAACUCGACUCGUGGCGACACAAACUCAUCCACUGUGUCGGGUUUGAAAGUAUUCUGGAGGGAAUAUAUGGACCAAGGCUGCUGCAAGACCUCAAUAUAUUUGAUGAGUGUGAACCAGAGGCUGUGGAUGAUUGGUCCAUGGAUGCAAACUGCUCCUUUUGCAAGCUGCAGCUAGAGAAACUGAAUGACCAUCCUGCUGUGGCCGUGCCCGGGUCGCCACCCACUGCUGAAACCCCCCCACCUCAGGGCCUGUCCACCUCUGAAAAACUCCAGUGCCAAGCAGACCGAUUCCUCCAUUCUGUAUUUCGAAAGAAGGAAUUCCCUCAGAGCUGCGAUUCCAGUAUACCAUUGGCGGCGCAGGAGUUGAUGCGCAAGAUGAUUCAGCGGUUUGCCUUAGAGUAUGCGUGUAAAAGCCAGGCUCAUGAGGGCCUGAAUGGCCUGAGUGACAACAAUGAGCUUCUCCCUAAACAUCCAGAUACUGAUGGACCCCUGGACCUCACCGUCAGCCGAGAUUCUCAGGCCUUGCAAGAUGGAGUACUUGACCUCUCUAAGAAAAACACAUCUUCAGAAAAUGAAACCUCUCAACGUAAAGUUUCAGGUUCCUUAGGACCAAGUGUGGAAGACCAGUCCAGGCUGGGGAAGGAAGAUUAUCCUAAAGCUCCAGAGGUCUGGAGAGUCACUGUGUUGGAGAAGGUCCUGUCUUUGCUUUGUUCCCGUCAUAGACUGCUACUCUAUCACAUUUUAAAGGAUGUGCAGGAAGAUUACAACAUCUCUUUACCUAUGCGGGAUGCUCACAGUCGACAGUUUAAGGCCAGAUCCCUUUGCUGCCAUGCUGAUAAAAAAAUGCUUAAUGAAGCCCCAACACUUUCAUUAAGUGACUGCUCAGUAACUGCUGACAUUUGUUGCAGAACAGCUAGUAUGCUUCCAACAUGUGCAUUUUCUCCUCUAUCCAUCUGUAUAAGGAACAUUAAUGGCCAUUGCUGCCAAAAUACAUCCAUGGCAUGUGUUGGCCAAGUCAUCUGUUCUAACACCACUGUUUGUUGUACUCACUCAAAACUACCCUCAUGGCAGCACCGUGAUCAUACCUACAUUUCUCAUACAAGUGGUGCCCUAAUCACCCCUCAGGGUGAUUGUAAUUCUCAUAAUAGAUGCAAAGGAAGCCGGAGCCCCUCCCCUCCACCACUCUCACCAAAACCUGUGGACCUGGACUGUAAAAUAGCUGUCAAGUCCAGUGUCUUGCACAUUCAGGACUGCAAGGCCCUGAACAUGGCACCUCCUUCUCUCCUACCUCACAGAACUGAGGAUGAAGAUACAGCUUUGUACUCUAACACUCCUCUAUGUGUUGGAUCUCCUGAUGAAUGUUGCAAAGAGGUUGUAACAUUGCAUACACACGCAGAGAAAGAGAGUGACCACCAGUGUGGAUCCUUUAUAGGAGAUCUAAUGGAUAGAGUCACUGAAAAGCUCAAGAGUAUCCAACCCUCAGAUAAGGAACAAAAUCUUCUUACCCAUGCUAGUCAAAUCUCCGAGACAAGAGAUGACUCGCAUUUGACUGAGAUUAUAACAACUGUGCUACACAAUAGUAGUGACAAAGAUUACAACCUUAAUGAGCUUUUGCAACAGCAUGUGGCCACAGAACAGCAAUCCCCUCAGACACGUUCCCGUAAGAGAUUGGAAAAUUUAGUUGCCAUGAGCAAGUCACCUGACCUUCCAUCAUCAAGAAGACAAAGCCUACAAAUCAAAAGAGAUCUGGCCAGACUUAGUCCAUUAUAUUUUAAGAGGAAUAUAGGCUUUGAGAGGGAUCGCUGCUUAAAAACUGUUAAACCUUCGCAGAUCACAUGCAGAAAGUUGGACAGAGUUUACACAGAGCCUGUAAAAGAUACCAUAGAAAAUCUGACAACGCAUCCACAAAGUGAAAAGACACCAAAUAAUCAAGAGAUCCAAGAAGCUCAACCCCAACAUGUAUGUCUUGAGGAACCACUUGCUUCAGAUGAAACUGUGCAAUUACAAACAACCGAUAGUGACCAGAAGGUGAAAGCAAAAAUCCAUAAAGAGAACAAUCUGACUGUUCAAGUUGGAAGGUCCAGACGAAAUAUUGUACCACCACAGCGUUUCUCUUCCUAUGUCACUGAGCCUCGAAAGAUGUAUUUUGCAGCCUGUUUUUCAGAGAGUAUAUUCACCAAGCAUUCCCCUAAAGACAGUACCUCAACAGCACUUGGCUUCACAGAAGAAAUUGCCUGGCCAAGUGAUAAAUGUGACUAUCAGCCAUUUGAAACUGUGGAUAAACAAGAAGAUUGUGUUCUGCCGCAGAACAUAGCUUCACAGAAAUAUGCGAUUUUACCCAAAAAUGAGCCACUCUUAGAGCACAAGAAUAAUGUAAGGAAUCCUGAUAAAGAGAGUGCAAGAAAAAGGAAACCAUGCCAGAAUUCCACCUCACCAUCAAAAAGAUCUAAACGCCAUAGAACCAACAGUCUAAACACUGACUCACACAGUCCUACUGAAACUAUGUCUAACUUGACUACCACUGAGAGUGCACAACAGGCUAAAGCAAGCCCGUCUGGACUGAAAUAUGAUAGUCCGAUAAAGCUCAUGUUUGUCUCCUCUGUGGCGGGUAAAGAUGGUGUAAAAUAUACACUCAAAGCAGCUGCCUCUGGCUCAAAUUCACAUCGAGAGAUGUUUGAUCCAUGUGUGGAAUCCUCAUGGGCAGGCAGUGCCAUUGAUGAACAUUUCCAGGAUUCAGUCCUUGAAUCUGCACCGGGGAGAACUGUUGAGUGUGGUGGGAACAAGUGCACUUCACCAAAAGUGGUUUCACUUGAUGCAUUAUUGCCCAGUUGUUCAAACAACGAAGGUGAAAACCAAGAAACACUACCAACUGUACAUGAUACAAUUCCAGUAAAAAGGCGACCUGGGCGCCCCAAAAAAAUAGGACCACAUAUUGUUAAGUCUGUGAAACGUCCCAUUGGUAGACCUCCAAAAUCCAAACCAACAGACUUAAGUUCUUCAACAGGUAACGCAACCAAUUGCAAUGCAGUGAAUCAUAGAACAACAGAAAUGUCUUGUAAGGAUGAUGGAAACAAAAAUCUAAAAAUCACCAUAGUGUAUGGAAGAUCAAGAAGGGCAAGGAGAGUAGUUUCUGAAGAUUUGGGUAAUUUCCCAGCACAGCAACAUGUUUAUGAAGUAAGUAAUGGAGGCAUGUACAGUAAAUGUAAAUGUUCUGGAAAGACAAGUACUGAUCAAGUGACCAACGAUCAUCAUAAAGAUCUUCAUUUUGUUAUGCCUAUUGAAGACCGGAAAUGUGUCCAUUCUAGCAGCAACAUAAAAUGUCAAAGACUGAGUGAUACAGCUGUGUCAAGAAAACCAGGAAGACCUCCCAAAGUCAAAAUUUCUGGGAUCUCUGUAACCGUCACCACAGGAUCACCAAGACAAAGAAAGAUACAUAUGAAAAGGGACGCAAAAGAUUCACAUCUGCUCAGAAGGACUCUUCUCGUUGAAUUUCAUCCUUCCAAAGAGCAGAAGAAAAUCAGCAUUCCUACUGACAUUCACAAGGAUAGAGUGGAUCCACCGAAGGAAAAUAAUCGGAAUACCAGAGGGCAGCUCAUACCAGUGAGACAUUCUGUUAGAGAGCGGAAACCCUCCAUUCAUUUACUCCAUUCUGUCGCUACUGCCAGAUCCUGUGCAUUGGUUCGCAGGUCACGGAAACUACUGUUGAAUAAGGCUAGCUGUGAGGCCAGCCAGCAUACAAAGAACAGACAAGAGGAGCCCCCAGACAAUGCACUUUCCAUAAAGACCAAGAAUGUCAGUUGUGUCAGUCGUUUUUCUGCAGUAUCAGUGGACUCCAUUUUCUCAUCAAAUGAGGGUUUCAGGUGGUGGCCCACCUCAGCAUCACCUGAGACCUUAAAUGAAGAGUUCGCUAGGAGGAUCAGACUGAUAUCCAAUACUUGGGUAUCAGAUGUCCUUGAGGCCAAGUCAGGAGAGAUUAAAACUGACCCUAAACCAAAAACUUGUGAGAAGCUUAAUGGUUCUGCUAAGAAGUCUGCUUCUGCCAUUAAAAUGCUUUUUGAGAAAAACUAUAAUAUGGAUAAGCUCUGUACCUGGUUUAUGCAGUCGACAGAAACUCAGUCCCUUGCAAUUGUAAAGAAGGCCACUGCAAGAAAUCCCAAGGACGUCUUUCAUUACAACCUCAGCAGACCCAAUUGCAAAGUGAAUGUUUGCCCAAGUCCACAAGCAGAGCGGCUCAGGAAACAUGUCAAAAAAUUUGCUACAGUGGUCCCAAAGAGUCCGUCAAUGCACAAACAAGCACAGAAAUUGCUGUCCAAAUCAAUGAGGUCAAAAGCCAAGAGAAAGCUUUUUCACACGCCACUUAAACUGAGGCAUGACGUUAGGCAGCAAAUGUCUAGAUCUAGUGGCGCAUGGGUUGUCUACAGAACAGCUCUGCUUAGAGCAAGGCUAAAGUUUAAAACCAGGCCCAGGAUAACAUUAGAUGAUACGGCACAAAAAGUAUUUCGUGAGCAGAUGAGGACAAUGACUUCAGGUGCUAAGACUCUAGAAUUAUUGAAAGAAAUGCCUAACUUGGUAGACAAAACAUCAAGACCAGUCAUGAAAGUUCAGAAUGCAUUAAAGCUUCUAGUCAAAACUCCUCAGAAAAUGAUUGGGAUUGCCAAAAUUUCAAAGCAGAACAGAAUCUGCUCAAAAGCUUGGAGUCCAGAGUCUUUAAAGGAGUGCAGGGUGUUUCUGAAAAAGAUCAACUCCCCAAACACAAAGUCAACGACAGAGGAAUGUAACAUUUGCACAGUAAAGCUCUAUGAUGUCUCGGAACAAGAGGAGAAUGAAGAUGUUAUGGUGGGAGAGACACUCAACUCUCCAGUGCAGCUGCCCUCAUCCCCGAAAAGCCAGAGCAAGGGAGGAAGAAAAAGAGGCAAAAGGAAAAGUUGCAGCACAAGUCUAUCUCCCCCAACAAAAAUGCUCAGACAAUCAAGGAGCAGCAGGGGUGUUUUGGGAGCAAGGUGGUGUGACUUUGUGCUCGGGUCAUUGAAAUAACUUGGGUCCAGUUUUGUGCAAGACAUUUUCUUGAACUCUAACAUAAGGUGCCUUUCAACGGUGGUCUGGAUGAGUAUCACAAAGCAUUAUGACACACAACCUCGGCAAGCAUCAUGUAGCAAAGAAAAAAAAAAAACUUUAAGACACUUGUUGCACUAUUUAAUAUUAUUUUGUUUUUAUGUUUGUAAAAUUUUUCGUUUGAAUUUUACUUUUGGUGCAGACCUAGUGAAGUAAGUAAAUGUCUUCUAGUUGCAUGGAGUAUCAAAGGUUAAAUGGGCAGUAUGUUGGUUGGUUUGCUCAACCCAUGAUUUUGGAGUCUCAUUGCAGAGUUAAACUUUAAGGCUAACUUUUAUGUAAUUCUGGAGAAGAUCAGUUAAUUUCACAUUUGUAAUCUUUUGUAUUAUAACAGGGAUACUUCACAAUUUUAUUUGUUUUUUAACAAUGUAGAUAU
Molecule: messenger RNA, 5604 nt
Organism: Rhinichthys klamathensis goyatoka
Lineage: Eukaryota; Metazoa; Chordata; Actinopteri; Cypriniformes; Leuciscidae
Gene: lcorl
Product: ligand dependent nuclear receptor corepressor-like
Exons: 8
Coding region: 63-5153 (1696 amino acids)
Biological process (GO): regulation of transcription by RNA polymerase II
Cellular component (GO): nucleus
Molecular function (GO): DNA binding
Source: RefSeq, a predicted model, not a curated record